AUGGUCAGGAAUGCUCCCGCGGUCGUGGUUAGUCGGAAGUUGGAUGCCACAGUCGCCAUUGAAACUGAACCAUAUUUUACGGUUCCUUUCCAAGACACAGGGUGUUUGGGGCGACGGCGCUGCCUCCGAAAGUUAGAAAAGCGCCUCCGUCCGUAUUCAGGUGAACAUCGUCGAGUGGCCCUGGUCGGGAAGGCCGGAUACGGGAAAACUAAAAUAGCGGCCGAAUUUGCAUUCCAAUUUCGCCUAAGGUAUCCGAAUAUAUCGGUGUUCUGGGUGCAAGGUGCCUCCAGGGCCAGCUUCGAGCGUUCAUAUCAGAAGAUCGCCGAAAGGGCAAAGGUCCCACAACAACCUGCGGACGAAAACAUUCUGGAUUCGGUGAAGAGAUGGUUGGAGGAUGAGACCAAAUACCCUUGGCUCAUGAUUGUCGAUCAUGUAGAUAACUGGAGCCAAUUGGCAGGACCCGAUCAAACAGCUGCAAAUCCAAACAGAGAAGGUCCGGCCCGAUACAUACCCAAAGGAACGAACAACUGUGUUCUUAUUACAACAAGACUCGAUGGGUUUAUUGGCAACCUCGGUUGCACGAGGUCUAUCGAUGUUGACGGAAUGACACCAAAACAGGCGGCGAGACUGCUCCGAAAACACGUACAACCUCGGGAAAAGAACGCGAGCAAGGAGAUUUCGGAGCUUAUGAAGGAGUUGGAGCUCUCGCCACUAGAGAUAACGCGAGCAGCAGUGGCAAUAUCGAACGGCUGCCUAAGCAUCCAAGAGUACACAGAACGCUUCAAGCGUGACAAUGACGACAAGACCGUAUCCACAAGGACAACGCAGAUAUUGUUCAAACUCAUAGAAAGCCGGGAGGAAGAGUUAGUGAAACGCGAGAAGCGGAGACAGGGCGAGCUAACUGGAGAGUCUCGGAAAGCGAGAGCAUCGGAGCAGGAUGCGCCAUCUACAUUCACCAUGGACAUCUUGUCUCUCAUGUGUUUCCUUGACCCUCACGAACUUCCGCGGCGGCUCUUGCUGGGUCAAGAUCCCCUAAAUUUUACCAUGGCUAUGUCGAUUCUGAAAUCCUUCCGCUUGGUCGAGAUGCAAAGGUCUGGCGAGUUCUCGCUAGCGUCGCAGGUCAGAGACGCUGCACGGGCGAGGCUCCAACUGCAAGAUACAGAAGCCGAAUUCCGCAAGCAGGCUCUGGCGCUAGUGGCUGGGGCACUCAACCGCGAGUACAGGGACUACGAGGAGUUGGAGUACUAUCACUCACUUCUGCCACACGCGGACGCCGUCCUUGACGCCUACAAGGAGAGGGAGCCCGAUGAGGACGACUCACACUCCCUCAAUAUAGUCAGGUGUUAUCAACACGCAGCCUCUAUACAAAAUCCGCCAGGUAGCCCAGACGAAGUUGAGCGACGUAUACAGAGAUUGAAGGGGUUAAUGCGGCGCCGUCUCGCUGACCUUGAUGGUGAUAGCAAGGAAGAGUACGGAAAACUCAGACGGGAUGUCAAGAAACUCGAAAAGGAAGUUCAAAGGCAUGCCUAUAAUCAUGGCCUGCAGUUCGAUUCCCUUAGGCAGAGUCUCACAGCUCGACAAGGAACUUAA
Molecule: messenger RNA, 1590 nt
Organism: Cladophialophora bantiana CBS 173.52
Lineage: Eukaryota; Fungi; Ascomycota; Eurotiomycetes; Chaetothyriales; Herpotrichiellaceae
Exons: 4
Coding region: 1-1590 (529 amino acids)
Source: RefSeq, a predicted model, not a curated record